AUGUUCUCCAGGUGCAAAAGGCAUCCAUCAGAUUGGGCGCAUCUGAACAAGGACUUGCUAGAAGCAAUUAUCAAGCUUCUUAGAUUUGACGAUUAUAUUCGUGUUCAAGCAGUAUGCAAGCUGUGGAGAUCAGUGGUGAAGCAGAUCCCUAUUCUACACGAACCGCACCAGCAACUUCCAUGGCUUAUAAUGCCAGAUGACAGUAGCGAUACUUGUCGCUUUUACAGUUUCAGUACGAACAAGUUUCAUCGUAUAGAGCUGCCUGAGCUUCGCGGGAGGAGAAUUUGCGGAUCCUCUCAUGGAUGGAUGGUUGUGGUGGAUAAACGCCCCGGUGUGUUCUUGCUGAAUCCACUCACCAGAUCACAAAUUCCACUGCCACCCAUUACAACUUUUCCUGAGAUUGUGGAUUUUUGGAUUUCUGAACUUGGCGAAGAAGAAUACCAUUAUCCAAACAACAGGUUAAUGAGGAGUGGAGAAUUCAUGAGAGAUCGCUUUUUUGAGAAGGUUAUUUUGUCUGUGAAUCCUUCCCUUAAUAGUGAUUACAUUGUCAUGGCAAUUUACGGUGAUAAUCAUGAUUUAGCCUUCUGUAGGGAAGGGGACGACGGUUGGACUUCAUUAUUGCAUGAAGAAAAAUUCGGGUUCUUUGAUGUGGUUUACUGGAAGGAAAGCUUCUAUGCUUUGAAUUCCGAUGGAAAUGUUGUUGUUUUGAGUGAUUCGGGGAGUCGGGUCCCUAAGAUAAACAGGAUAUUAGUGACUCCAUAUUCUUUCAUUCUGGAAAGAAAACGAUACCUAUUAGUAUCAGGUGAUGAAUUAUUAAUGGUUUCUAAGCGAAUGGGAUAUGGUUUUGGAGACGUCAAUAAUUUUGAUAGUCGGAGUCUUGAAUAUUAUGAUAAGCAUUGGGAUGGUUUUGCCGAGGAGUAUGAACUUGAUAAUGAGGAUGUCGUUGAUGAAGGCAAUGAAGAUGGUUGGAAUGUUCAUUUGGUAGAUGAUGAGGAUGAUGAUAAUGACAGUGAGGGUGAUGUUAAUGAGAAGAAAGUAGAUGAGAUUCCUGAAUGGAUUGAUGAUAGAAAAUUUGGAACAUAUUUAUACAAAACAAAUCGGUUCAUGAUUUGGAAGUUGGAUGAGGAGGAUGUUGGUGGUGGUGGUGGUGGUGGUGGUGGUGAUGAGGAGGAUGUUGGUGGUGGUGCUGAUGAUGACGAGGAGGAGGAGGAGCUUGACGAUGAUGCAGAGGUGGAGGAGGAAGAGGUGGAGAGACGAACUUGGGUUGAGGUUACCGGUCUAAAUGAUUGUAUGUUGUUUGUCGGAAGUAACUUUGGAUUAUCUUUUUCCGCUAAGGAUUUCCCGGAGUGUAAAGCCGAUCACAUAUACUUCACAGACGACCACCAGUUCGGCUAUACAAAAAACCUUGUUGGCGGACAUGACUUGGGAGCCUACAACAUGAAGACUAGGGAAGUUGAAUCAUUGCCUUGCUUUUCAAAAUCUACUCGUUGGCUAAUUUGGCCACCGCCCUGUUGGAUUACACUAUCUGCUUACUAA
Molecule: messenger RNA, 1536 nt
Organism: Tripterygium wilfordii
Lineage: Eukaryota; Viridiplantae; Streptophyta; Magnoliopsida; Celastrales; Celastraceae
Exons: 2
Coding region: 1-1536 (511 amino acids)
Molecular function (GO): protein binding
Source: RefSeq, a predicted model, not a curated record